Linum tenue is the source of this 201-nucleotide messenger RNA. The record is from the annotation of a GenBank genome assembly. NCBI's taxonomy places the organism in Eukaryota, Viridiplantae, Streptophyta, Magnoliopsida, Malpighiales, Linaceae.
AUGGCUGGUGGAGCGGGAAAGGUGGCACACUCUGCUUACAAGGGACCAAGCAUAAUCAAAGAGAUCAUCUACGGCAUCUCCUUAGGGCUGGCUGCUGGAGGGUUGUGGAAGAUGCACCACUGGAAUAACCAGAGACGGACCAGGGAGUUCUACGAUCUCCUGGAGAAAGGCGUCAUCAGCGUUGUUGUCGAAGAUGAAUGA